Molecule: messenger RNA, 789 nt
Organism: Sphaerodactylus townsendi
Lineage: Eukaryota; Metazoa; Chordata; Lepidosauria; Squamata; Sphaerodactylidae
Gene: ANAPC10
Product: anaphase promoting complex subunit 10
Exons: 5
Coding region: 138-695 (185 amino acids)
Biological process (GO): anaphase-promoting complex-dependent catabolic process; protein K11-linked ubiquitination
Cellular component (GO): anaphase-promoting complex
Source: RefSeq, a predicted model, not a curated record
AGUACAUAAAGCGGCGUCUCUGAGCGAGAAGGGAGCAAUGACGUCACAAUUUGGCGACGAGGUGUUUGUGAAUUAAGGCGAUAAUCUGCGCGACCGGAGGUGGGAGGGGAUUGCACCGGCUGUUGGCAAAUUGAAAAAUGACCACCACUAACAAGACCCCUCCUGGUGCAGAUCCAAAACAGCUGGAAAGGACUGGAACUGUUCGAGAAAUAGGGUCACAAGCUGUUUGGUCACUUUCUUCCUGCAAACCAGGAUUUGGUGUGGACCAGUUACGAGACGAUAAUCUGGAAACAUACUGGCAGUCUGAUGGAUCACAGCCUCAUUUGGUGAACAUACAAUUCAGACGAAAAACAACAGUGAAGACGCUCUGUAUUUAUGCAGACUAUAAAUCUGAUGAAAGUUACACUCCAAGCAAGAUCUCUGUUAGAGUAGGAAACAACUUUCACAAUCUACAGGAAAUCCGGCAACUUGAAUUAGUGGAACCAAGCGGUUGGAUCCAUGUUCCCCUAACUGAUACCCACAAGAAACCUAUUCGCACUUUCAUGAUCCAGAUUGCUGUUUUAGCUAAUCAUCAGAAUGGAAGGGACACUCACAUGCGGCAAAUUAAGGUUUAUACACCAGUGGAAGAAAGUUCUAUUGGUAAAUUUCCUAGGUGCACCACAAUUGAUUUCAUGAUGUAUCGGUCAAUCAGGUAAACAACAGAUAGUUUUUUAUAUAAUUUAUGUAGUACUUUUUUAUAUAAUUUAUGUUGUACUUUUUUCUAAUUUUUAAAUAAAGGCUGAAAAUAUA